GGAAAAAAAAGAAGUAGACGGUGUGCAUGUGUUCAUUGCUUUUAUCAUCUCCAUCAUCAUCUUUUAUAGAAAGAGAAAACCAAGACCAAAACCCAAAACCAAAACCAAAACAAACAAACUUAGCUGUAGAGAGAGAAAAAACAAAUACCCGAAGCAAAUAAAAUCACAAAGUUUCUCUCCCCUUUUGAUCUUCACACUCUCUUUGUUAAUACAAAAUUCAUCUUCUUUUUAUCAUUUGUUGUGGUUAUUAUGAGGGCAGGUUUAAGUACAAUUCAACAAACACUAACGCCAGAGGCAGCAACAGUACUAAACCAUUCAAUAGCCGAAGCUAGUCGUCGUAAUCAUGGCCAAACAACACCACUACACGUUGCUGCCACUUUGCUCUCAUCACCAUCUGGAUUCCUUCGGCAGGCGUGUAUUCGAUCUCACCCCAAUUCAUCUCACCCGCUCCAGUGCCGCGCGCUCGAGCUCUGCUUCAGCGUAGCGCUCGAGCGGCUCCCGACCGCGCAGAACAUGACGCAGCCGGGGGCCGAGCCGCCGAUAUCUAAUGCGCUCAUGGCCGCGCUGAAGCGGGCGCAGGCGCAUCAGAGGAGGGGGUGUCCCGAGCAGCAACAGCAACCUUUGUUGGCUGUGAAGGUCGAGUUGGAACAGCUGAUUAUUUCGAUUUUGGAUGACCCUAGUGUUAGUCGUGUUAUGCGUGAAGCUAGUUUCUCUAGCCCAGCUGUUAAGAACACGAUUGAACAAACGUUGUCAUCGUGUAGUAAUAGUAGUAAUAGUCUAAAUAAUUCCUUGAAACAUCAAAGUCAUCAUGUUACUUUAUCUAGUUUUACUGGCAGCCGGAUUCUGUCGAAUCCGGCUGCUACUGCAGCACCUGUGAGUAGUAGGAGUAUGUAUUUGAAUCCAAAGUUGGUUGGGCGUGGGGGUGGGGGUGGGGGUGGGGGUGGGUUGGGACAAGGGCAAGGACAAUUGGGUAAUUUUCAAAGGAGUGAGGAAGUGAAGAGAGUGAUGGAGAUUAUGUUAAGGGGGAAGAAAAGGAAUCCAGUUUUAGUAGGUGAAGCUGAGCCAGAAGGUGUAGUAAAUGAACUUUUUAGCAAAAUUGAGAAAGGGGAAUUUGGGGUUUUGAAGGACAUACAAAUUGUCAAGAUGGCUCAAGAAUUCUCGCGCGAUAAGAAUGAAAUUGUUAACAAGAUUAAGGAAUUAGGAGGGGUGAUUGAGAGUAAAUUGAGCAAUUGUGGUGGUGUGGUUGUUCAUUUAGGGGAUUUGAAAUGGCUAGUUGAGCAACAACAACAACCCCCAAUGAUCUCGGAGAUUGGAAAAUCAUCGGUGAUUGAAAUGGCGAAGUUAGUAGCGCGAUUUCGAGAGGAUAAUGGCAAUAACAAUAGGUUGUGGUUGAUGGGUACAGCUACAUGUGAGACAUAUUUGAGAUGUCAAGUUUAUCAUUCAACUAUGGAAAAUGAUUGGGAUCUUCAAGCUGUUCCUAUUGCUUCAAGAUCUCCACAUCCAGGAAUAUUUCCAAGGCUUGGAAAUGAAAGAAUUCUUGGAAGUUCCUUGGAUCCUUUGAAUCCGCUGAAAAGCUUUACUGGUCCGGUGCCUGCACUACCUAGGCGUAUGCCGGAGAAUGUAAAUCCGAGAUUGAGGACGUCGUGUUGCCCUCAGUGCAAGGAGAAGUAUGACCUUGAGUUGGCAAAACUUGUAUCUGGGUUUGAGAAUUCGUCAUCUGAAGCUAAAUCGGAAUCUCCUCGACCCCAGUUGCCUCAGUGGUUGCAAAGUGCUAAGCUGAAGAAUGAUAGUAACGUAACUUCUCUGUCGCAGGUUAAGGAUCAAGGUCUUUUGCAGCAGAAGACUCAAGAACUACAAAAGAAGUGGAACAACACAUGCUUGGAACUUCAUCCUAAUUUCCAGCACAAUGUCGGUGGUCCUCAAAGAACCGUACCACCUGUUCUCUCUAUGCCAGGCUUAUACAAUCCGAACCUGCUUUUGCGUCAACCUUUACAGCCGAAGCUUGUUCCGAGCAGAAGCCUUGGAGUGAGCCUGCAACUGAACGCCACUCAAAUGGCUAGCCAACCUCAGGAAAAGGCAGCUAGCCCUCCCGCAAGCCCCGUAAGGACCGAUUUGGUUCUCGGACCAAAACCAAGUGAAACUACCCCGGAGAAAACUCUUGAAGAUCAAGCGAAGGACUUCCUCAGCUGCAUUUCUUCGGUGCCCGACAAGUUCGCUAGUGCGCUAGAUGCUGAUACCUUUAAAAGGCUUCUCAAGGGUCUAAUGGAGAAAGCAUGGUGGCAGCAAGACGCGUCCUCUUCCGUUGCUUCUGCCGUGUCGAGGUGCAGAUUGGGAAAUGGAAAACCGCAGGGUGGUGCACCGAAGGGUGACAUAUGGCUGUUAUUCACAGGUCCAGAUAGAUUUGCCAAGAGAAAGAUGGCAUCGGUCCUUGCAGAGCAAAUGUGCGGAAAUAGUCCUAUAAUGAUAUCGCUUGGUUCACGCCGAGACGAUGAAGAGUCGGACGUAGCUUUCCGUGGAAAAACAGCUGUAGACCGUAUUGCAGAGGCUGUUCGGAGGCAUCCAAUUUCAGUUAUUAUGCUCGAGGAUAUAGACGAAGCAAAUGUGCUAGUUCGUGGGAGCAUAAAACGAGCCAUGGACAGAGGUAGGCUUACGGAUUCACAUGGCCGCGAGAUUUGUCUUGGCAAUGUCAUAUUCAUCCUUACCGGAAAUUGGUCUACAAUGAGUCCCGAGAGCUACAAGAACGAGUAUGUCAUGGAAGAAAAGAAGCUGGUUGCGCUAGCUAGUUCCGAUUGGCAGUUAAGGUUAACAGUUGGUGAAAAGAGCGCCAAGCGCAGAGCGAAUUGGCUGCACGACGAAGACAGACCAAGAAAAGAAUUGAAUCUAGGACUCUCCAUCGAUCUAAAUGAAGCUGCAGAUUUCGAGGAUUAUAGAACCGACGGAUCCCUCAACUCAAGCGAUCUAACUGUUGAACGCGGAGAAGAGCACGGCCUUGAAAACCGACUAUUCUCAGUUACAUCAGUCCCUCACGAACUUGUCAGUUCCGUGGAUGACACCAUACCAUUCAAGCCAAUCGAAUUCCAUUUUGCUCGACUUGAGAUCAAGAAAACAAUCAGCAAGAAGUUCUCCAUGGUUAUCGUCGAUGACAAGGUCUCGAUAGAAGUUGAAGACGAUAUAGUAGACCGUAUCCUAGGUGGAUUAUGGCGUGGCCGGACAAGCCUAGAACAGUGGGUGGAGAAAGUUUUAGGUCCGAGCUUCGAUCAAAUCCAGCCGCGGCUAUCCUCCGCGAAUGAAAACGCCAUCGUUCGGCUUCAACUUGAUCUUCAUACAAACUCCAAUAGUCAUAACAAUGGAGAAUGUCUACCUAGCAAAGUCACAAUAGUGGCAAAUGGAGAGUAGUGAAAGUGAUAUUUUCCUUAUUCCACUUGGGUACAUUUGUACAUAGGGGAAAUUUGUGUGGCUUUGGAUAAACAAAAGAAAAUUAGAGAGGGGGUAAAGAACCUUUUUUUUUUUUGUUCCAAAUAUUUUUGUUUAAAUUUUUUUAAUAGUUUGGUUGUUAUAGUAAUGUUUUGUACUAGAUAUUUAUUAUUAUGAAGAACCAUAUGAUUAAUAAGAUGGAGAAAUUCUUCAUUAGGAAAUUCUCCAUUUUCCUAUGUAAGUGUAAAACUUUGUAUACAUGUUAUAAGUUCAAUAGUAGUUAGUAUUUUCUUAUA
Molecule: messenger RNA, 3710 nt
Organism: Capsicum annuum
Lineage: Eukaryota; Viridiplantae; Streptophyta; Magnoliopsida; Solanales; Solanaceae
Product: protein SUPPRESSOR OF MAX2 1
Exons: 3
Coding region: 250-3396 (1048 amino acids)
Molecular function (GO): ATP hydrolysis activity; ATP binding
Source: RefSeq, a predicted model, not a curated record